This is a messenger RNA of Cladophialophora immunda, 411 nucleotides long. RefSeq lists its product as uncharacterized. NCBI's taxonomy places the organism in Eukaryota, Fungi, Ascomycota, Eurotiomycetes, Chaetothyriales, Herpotrichiellaceae. The transcript has a single exon. The coding region runs from base 1 to 411 and encodes 136 amino acids. The record is from RefSeq and is a predicted model, not a curated record.
AUGUCCGUGGAGCCCCAAUCCCGACCGCAGACGCAGACGCAAACACAACCGCCUGGCAAGACGCCCCAGCUCACGCUCUUCGUCGACUUCCACGUCCUGCCGGACCAGAUCGAGGCGUUCAAGGCCGCGCACCGCCCCGUCUGGGCCGCCUGCGCCGCCGAGCCCGCGUGCCUGCUGUUCGACGUGUUCCACGACGCGGCGGACCCGACGCACGUCCGCCUCGUCGAGGUGUGGGCCGCGGACCGCGCGUGGUUCGAGGCCCACCAGCUCACCAAGCCCUACUACGCGACGCUGUGGGAGCGCAGCCGGCCGACCUGGCGGCGCGAGGUCGAGAUCGCGUACUUUGAGCGCGAGGGCGAGGGGUGUGCGUACCGCAGCGGGUACUUGGACGGGGGGAGGCGGAUGGAUUGA